GAUCUUUCUUCCGUUUUCUCACAUUUCCGAAUUUUCUCUCUAUUUUUUUAACAGUACCGUAAAAUGUUAAAUAUAGAAAGAAAAGAUACAAAGAAGAAGGAAAGACGAAGCUUUGUUGGGCGGUCAUUUGCUCUGUAGCGAAAACGAGGGUUUUUUUUUUUUUUUGUUCUCUCUCUGCAAAAUUCCCAAAUUUCAUCGGUAUGCGAUUUCGAUCCCUCUCCCAAUCAUUUCAUUUCGUGAUUCAGCCCCCUUUGUGGAAUUCAAGGUAAAAUUUCCCAAAUUUUGAAUUUUUUAUUUUUAUUUUUUCAUUUUAUGGUUUGAGAAUUCCCAAAAAAACCUAGAUCUCGGACGAUUCUUCUGUGAAACCCCGAUUUUGUAGAUCGAAUCGUAAGAUCCGUUUGUUUCUAUCUCCACCAGUUAUUCUUACUGGAUCUCGAUUUGGAGAAUAUGAGAAGGGCCCGGUGCAGUUAUUCGCUUGAUUUUUCGAGUUCUUGGUGACGAAUCGGACCAGCUGCUUUGAGAAGGGAUAUUUUAGGGUUUAAGAACUUUUCUAUCACUGUACGAUGGCAUCUCCUGCUCCAUUGGAUGAUCAGACUGAUGAGGAUUUUUUCGACAAGCUCGUCAACGAUGACUUUGGAAUUACAGAAUCCCGCAGUGGUUUAACUGAUGCGGUUGAAUCUGAUGAGGCGAAUGCAUUUGCGAAUUUGAGUAUCACCGAUGCGGGGACAGUUACGGAAGAUUUUGGUAACAGUGAGCUGAGCUCUGUGCCAUCAUUGGAGAAACAAGAAAAGGACAUUCUGGUUUCGGAAGACAGUGUUCCACUUGUGCCUUCAACUUCAGCCGCUACCAAUAUGGUAACUGAAACAGGGGCAAUGGCAGGUGUUCCAUCCAAUCAAUCUGGAGGUACACGUGUUAAAGAGGUUCAAUGGAGUGUGUUUAGUGGCAAUUCGGCUCAGACCAGCGCUGGUGAAUUUGGGUCCUAUUCAGAAUUCUUUAAUGAGCUGGCAGAUGGUGAAAAUUUGGUAGAUCCGUUCGCAAGUGCAGGGGAUAAUCCGAAUGCUGAUUCUGAUGGUAUUGCUAGUAUUGUUGAGAACCCAGUGGCUGAUUCGAUAACAUCUGAUAGUCAGGCGUAUGGAAUGGUUGGCGAACAAACUGCAGAUGGGCAAAAUUUAUAUAGUAGUCAGUAUUGGGAAAGUGUGUAUCCAGGGUGGAGGUACGAUCCAUCUACUGGGGAAUGGCAUCAAUUAGAUGGUUAUGAUGCAGCAGCAAAUGCCCAAGUGGGUUUUCAAGACAAGGCUCAGUCAGUGGGUGAUGAUGUCGUUUUGGAUCAGAGAUCUGAGGUUUCUUAUUUGCAGCAAACUGCUCAGUCCGUUGUGGGAACCGUAUCUGAGGGUUCUAUGACAGGUAGUGUGUCUGAUAACUGCAAUCAGGUUUCACAAGGCAGCUCCGGUUAUCCAGCACAUAUGGUGUUUGAUCCUCAGUACCCUGGUUGGUACUAUGACACGAUUGCUCAAGAAUGGCGCUUGUUGGAAUCCUAUACUCAAGUUUCUCAUACAACCAGUACGGCUAAUGACUAUCAAACCAAAGGUGGGAAUGCUUCUUCUGGUGGUUUUGUCUCUGGAAAUGACUAUAGUCUACACAAUGGAUAUGGUCAAUUUGAACACUACCAGCCGCAGGGCCAGGUUGGUCAAGGCCAAGUGGGCAAUUGGGAUGCUUCUGCUAAUAAGUACACUCAGUCAAGUAUGUGGCAAUCUGAGCCAGUUGCUGAUAGUGGGUCCUUGGCCCAUUUCAGUGGAAACCAGCAAACAGGGAAUCUUUCUGGUUCAAUGGGUAAUUUAAAUAACUACACAGACCAUCAAAUGGGUUUCAAGACCAAUGAAACUGUUCUGCAGCAUGGGCAGGCAAAUCAUGGACAUGAAAGAAAUAACGGCAUGAUUUGGUCCCAAAGUUAUGCUUCUGCAGAUAAUUCAUGUCAGUUUAAUCAGCCAAAGGUGGAACAGAACCAGCAGAUGCAUUUCUCCUCCCCUGAUAACUAUGAAACUCAGAAAUCAGUUAAUUAUUCUCAGCAGCAGCCGUUUCAGACUGGAAAUGGUUCUUACACACAGUUCUCUCAUUCUCCUAACGAAACGAGAUUUUCGGCAGGGCAUCCUGCACAUGCUUUGGUUACCUUUGGAUUUGGUGGCAAACUCAUAGUCAUGAAAGGUAGCAAUUCUUCAUAUGGAAGCCAGGCUGUAGGAGGCUCCAUAUCAAUUUUCAACUUGAUGGAAGUUGUCAUGAACAACACUCAUUCUGCAGGCAUUGGGAGUGGCACUUGUGAUUACUUUCAUGCUUUGUGCCAGCAAUCCUUUCCCGGCCCACUAGUUGGUGGAAAUACUGCAGCCAUAAAUAAAUGGACUGAUGAUAGGAUUGCAAACUGCCAAUCUCCCAACAUGGACUUCAGAAAGGGGGAGCUUUUGAGGUUGCUUCUUUCUUUGCUGAAAAUAUCUUGUCAACAUUAUGGAAAAUUACGAUCCCCAUUCGGCGUGGACUCAGCAUUACUGGAAACUGAUGGUCCUGAAUCAGCUGUAGCUAAGCUUUUUGCCUCUGCUAAAAGAAAUGGUGCUCAAUUGAGCCAGUAUGGUGCCUUCACUCAUUGUAUGCAGAAUUUGCCUUCUGAAGGACAGAGUCGGGCAAUUGCUGUUGAGGUACAGAACCUUCUUGUUUCUGGUAGAAGGAAAGAGGCUCUCCAGUGUGCACAAGAAGGUCAACUGUGGGGCCCUGCCCUAGUUCUUGCAGCCCAACUUGGCGAGAAGUUUUAUGUUGAUACUGUGAAGCAGAUGGCACAUCAUCAGUUCAUAUCUGGGUCACCAUUACGGACAUUCUGCUUGCUGAUUGCAGGGCAACCCGCAGAUGUGUUCUCUGAAGAUAGUUCAAUGAAUUCACGUGCAUCUGAGGCUGUAAAUAUAUCUCCACAGCCUGCACAGUUUCGUGCCAAUGGUAUGCUAGACGAUUGGGAAGAGAAUUUGGCCAUCAUAACCGCAAAUAGAACAAAAGACGAUGAGCUUGUAAUGAUUCAUCUCGGAGAUUGCCUAUGGAAGGAGAGAGGCGAGGUCGCCGCUGCACACAGCUGCUACUUGGUUGCAGAAACAAACUUUGAGUCUUAUUCUGACAGCGCAAGGCUGUGUCUUAUUGGUGCAGACCACAUGAGGUGCCCUCGAACAUUUGCUAGCCCUGACGCUAUUCAGAGGACAGAAUUAUAUGAAUAUUCCAAAGUUCUUGGAAAUUCUCAGUUUAUCCUACUACCAUUCCAGCCAUAUAAGCUCAUCUAUGCCCACAUGCUUGCUGAAGUUGGAAAAGUUUCAGAUUCUUUGAGGUAUUGUCAAGCAAUAUUAAAGACACUGAAAAAUUCUGGCCGUGUGCCCGAAGUGGAAACAUGGAAAUCAUUAUUAUCAUCUCUUGAGGAGCGUAUCCGUACCCACCAGCAGGGUGGAUACAACACGAACUUAGCCCCUGCUAAACUUGUGGGCAAAUUAUUCACCUCUAUUGAUAGAUCCAUUCACCGCAUGAUUGGUGCCCCACCACAACCUGCAUCAUCAACAUCACAGAGCAGUAACGAGCAUGAUAACUAUUUGGUGGCCCCAAAGGUAGUGAAUAGUCAAUCAACAAUGGCCAUGUCAUCGUUACUGCAAUCAGCAUCAAUGGAACCCAUAAGUACAUGGGCAGGCGAUGGUAAUAGAAUGUCAAUUCACAAUAGAAGUGUUUCCGAGCCGGAUUUUGGUAGAAGCACAAAGCAGGAAGCAAGCACAACUGAUGCACAAGGCCAGGCAUCAAUAGCAGGUGGGCCAUCUCGCUUUGGCCGCUUUGGAUCACAGAUCCUCCAGAAGACCAUGGGGUGGGUCGCAGGAUCCCGUUCAGACCGCCAGGCAAAAUUGGGUGAAAAGAAUAAGUUCUAUUAUGAUGAAAAGCUAAAGAGAUGGGUAGAGGAAGGUGCCGAACCCCCAGCUGAAGAAGCAGCAUUGCCACCGCCGCCCACUAUUGCAUCUUUCCAAAAUGGUAUGCUGGAUUACAACCAAAACAAUGCAUUCAAAAGCCAGAAUUUGCCUGUAACUUUUGCUGCUAAUGGAGUCCCAGAAGUUAAAAGUCCAGAUUCCGUGGAAUAUAGUUCAGGGAUUCCACCAAUCCCGCCCAGUACAAACCAAUUCUCUGCCCGUGGCCGGAUGGGUGUUCGAUCAAGAUAUGUUGAUACUUUCAACAAGGGUGGUGAUACACCAGCAAACCUAUUCCAGACGCCUUCUAUUCCAGCUGCCAAACCGGUGGCUGCUGCCAAUUUUUUUGUUCCUGCCCCGGCAGCCUCGGUCAAUCCAAUGGUGGCUGCAACAAGAGAGAACACUCAGGAAGCUGUUGCUAAUGAACACCCUUCUACGUCAGUGGUGAAAGAGUCAUCAUUUCCGUCACUGUCGUCGUCUUCAUUGUCCAUGCAACAUUCUCCAAGCAUGGACAACAUUGCCCCCUAUGGAAACAAGGGAAUGGGGGGAUCUCAAAAUCUCAAUCCCCCACUUUCUUCCCGCACACGGGCAGCAUCAUGGAGCGGAAGCUAUGAUGACCCGAUCAAUGCUAAAACUAAUGAAAUAAGAUCUCUAGGGGAGGUCUUGGGCAUGCCACCUUCAUCCUUCAUGCCUAGCGACCCUUCAUCAAUGCACUUAAUCAGUGGACCUCCACCAAUGAAUGGUGGCAGUUAUGGUGAUCUCCACGAAGUUGAGCUUUGAGGCACCCAGGUAAAAUGUUAAUCAUCGUGGCCAUUCUGGUUAUUGUGACAAAUGCCUUUGUUCAGCAUUGCCUUCCCCACUUGCCUACACCGAAAAGGUUGUAUUGAGCAAUGAGUUGGGGUAUCAUACUCGAAAGCUGAUGUGAAUUUGGCUGUUUGGUGGGAGGUGUUGCUCCAGAACGGUUGCCUGUAUUUUCCCCUCAAGGGAUUGAAUGCGUGGGUGCCCCACUCUCUGCUGCUCAAGAGCUUGUGUCCUUUUACAAACCCAACAGAACAUGUGACCGUCAUUGUACAGUUCAUUUGUUGAUUUAUUGAAGACAGGACAGGAAUUACCAUGUAUUGUUUUGAGGUGGCCCUUGAAGAAAAUUGAGAGAAGGUGGCAUUGAAAAGGAAAGAAAGCUUCUUUUGCUUCUUCAUGGGAGGUAUAUUGCUGUAAUCGAAAUAAGAUGCUUCUGUUUGCUAGCAGAGUCUUUCAAUUCCCAUAGGAAGAACACAGGUGUUAAAGAUCCAAGGAGUUUCGGUGUUUGUUCUCAAUGCAGUUGUAUCCCAAUUCAGCAAACUUUACAAACUGGAAAUGGAUCCAGAUUGUGGUUUUAUGGAGCGAUUGGAGUGAUGCUAGUGGGACAGGUUUGAGCAAUCUUUCCCGCUUAAUUUUCUUUUGCCAGUGACUGAGAGAUCUGUUGCAGAUGGAUUAAGCAUCCAUUCUCACAUGUUUUUGUAUGAAUGUUGGGGCUUGUAAGAUGGUUAUUUCAUACCAUUAUCAUGUCAUGUUGUCCUCUGCUGGAAUGAAGUUCGUUUUCCUUUUUGUAA
Magnolia sinica is the source of this 5554-nucleotide messenger RNA. RefSeq names its product protein transport protein SEC16A homolog. The transcript has 13 exons. Bases 564 to 4745 code for a protein of 1393 amino acids. The record is from RefSeq and is a predicted model, not a curated record. Gene Ontology annotation, cellular component: endoplasmic reticulum exit site; ER to Golgi transport vesicle membrane. Gene Ontology annotation, biological process: autophagy; Golgi organization; COPII vesicle coat assembly. NCBI's taxonomy places the organism in Eukaryota, Viridiplantae, Streptophyta, Magnoliopsida, Magnoliales, Magnoliaceae.